AUGAAUGCUUUACAGCUUGUUCGUGAUGCUUUCGAUCAGCCAUCAAGCAAAGUGAAAACCAAAGCAUCUGCCACAGAUUUGGUGACGGAAACCGAUCAAGCCGUCGAGAAAUUGUUAAUUGAAGGAUUGAAGAAGGCAUUCCCUGAUCACAAAUUCAUUGGUGAAGAAUCGACUGCAGGCGGUGCAAAAAUAGAGUGGACGAACGCACCAACAUGGAUUAUCGAUCCUAUAGAUGGCACGACAAAUUUUGUGCAUCGGUGCUAUUUUUGUUGGAAAAUUGGUGUACCAUUAACAUUCUGA
Molecule: messenger RNA, 300 nt
Organism: Cylicostephanus goldi
Lineage: Eukaryota; Metazoa; Nematoda; Chromadorea; Rhabditida; Strongylidae
Source: the annotation of a GenBank genome assembly